Mesorhabditis spiculigera is the source of this 3210-nucleotide messenger RNA. The record is from the annotation of a GenBank genome assembly. Lineage: Eukaryota; Metazoa; Nematoda; Chromadorea; Rhabditida; Rhabditidae.
CUCCUGAUUGCCCACGGUGACCUCGACACGAUCAACAAUCACAUCGGAGCCCAAUGGUUUACAGAGCGAUUUGCCCAGGCAACAAAUGAGAGCGUUGUGGCCGAGGGAAAACAAUGGACGUUCCAAUACACGGCCCAGAACCAGCCGACGAUUGGAGGGUAUAUGAAGCGUUAUAGGGAUCGGAUCGAUUUUACGACUGUCAUGGGAGCCGGCCACUUCAUCCCGUCCCAACGCCCAAUGCAAGCUAUGCAGUUGAUGAACAAUUUUGUGAACCAGAUGGGAUACAACAACGGUCUCGGCAGCUUCAACAUGAAGCCCGCCCCCAUCCAGCCGCCAUACUUCAAGUGGCCUUAUGAGCCGGAUAUCAGGAAGGCUGCUGAUCAGAUCUUUAACCUGCCCGGGCUUACUUUCGAGAUCAACUUCCGGCAAUUCUCCGGUUACCUGGCGACUAGCUACAACAGAUUUUUGCAUUAUUGGUUCCUCCUCGGUUUGGGGAAUGUUCACAGAAAACGGUCCCUUCUCCGCGUGAAUCAAGAUGGCACGACGUUAUUUGAGAAUCCGUACUCUUGGAAUAAGUUUGCCAACGUCCUGUACAUGGAAGCCCCUCGCGGAACGGCCAAGGAAAAUGUCGCUGCCAUCAAGGAUUUCUUCCAAAACGUUUUCCCGGAGUAUGCUAAGAACCCAUUCUUCGUCACCGGAGAAAGGGAGCAUGGCAUUUAUUUGCCGAUGGAAUGGCAAUGGCAAAUUUGUUUGAUCAACUACCGAGACCAAGUCAAUGGCGUCAUCAACAUGCACUACCUCUACGGAAUUAUCGGAAAAACUGAAUACGACUACCUCGUUGACACUUGUUGUAAGAAGCAACAGUCCCACCUCCGAGACCCAACCGAGUGCAACUACUUCGACUACAUCACUGUAGAUUCACAUGGAAAUUACUUGCCGAAGAAUGGGAGCGGAGAGUGUGGGACUUUGACCGUCAAGUACGCCUCCGAUAUGCUGUGGUACAAUGACGACGGCACCACCGACCCGUACAACAUCUACCAAGACUGCUUCAACGUCGCGAUGCCGCCGAAUAACAGCAACCCACUCUUCGCGGCGGCGUUCCAGAAUAACGGGGACAAGAUCAACACCCAAUCCACCGAUCCGUGGAACGGCUUCCCCUGCUGGGGACUAACUGCUUCCACAGAAUUAAUGAAUCCGCAAAGCGUACGUACCGCACUUCACAUUCCAACGUCACUACCACCGUGGACCAGCUUCAAUGACACCAUCUUCUCAAACCUGUACGUCCAAAACGACAAGCUGACGAUGCUCGACGACUUUGAGCGCAUCAUCAACUCGUAUUACUACAAGGCCAAUGGGAUGAGGAUUUUGAUCUACAACGGAGAUGUUGAUAAGGUCUGUAACCACCUGGGAGCACAGUACUUCGUCGAGUACGACAUGCAGUCCCACGCCAGACUAGACACAAACCAAUCCCGCACCUGGUGGUGGUACCAACAAACUCCAGACAACGCCCCGGUGGCUGUCGGUCAGGUCAAGCGCUUCAACAAGAAUCUGGAUUUGCUGACUGUUAAGGGUGCUGGCCACUACGUCCCGUUAGAUCGCCCUGGUCCGGCGCUGCAGAUGAUCUACAACUUCGUGAUGGGUAGCGCAAACUACAGUAUCCCGGUGCCGUUCACCAUCCAGCUGGCCAAAAAGAAUCCGGCGUACCAGGCAUUGAGCGGAUGUCAGAUGAAUCAGGCUGAGGAGAGACAGGCUGCUCCUGACGUGCCUCCCUUCAACACCAACGACACUGGUCUGAACGCCAGAGCUAAGGCGGACAUGAUCCAGAGCCUCCCCGGCAUCACCUUCCCGAUCACCUACCGAAUGUUCUCCGGAUAUCUGACCCCGCAGGUCGCGAAGACGCACCAUUUGUUUUAUUGGUUUGUGGAGUCCCAAAACGAUCCUGUCAACGAUCCCGUGCUUCUCUGGUUGAAUGGUGGUCCUGGCUGCAGCUCUCUAGGCGGUUUCUUCACGGAAUUGGGUCCUCUCCAUCCGAAUAACGACAACGGGGAGACGGUCUAUGAGAACGUGUUUGCUUGGAAUAAGAAGGCAAACGUCAUCUUCAUGGAGGCCCCAGUUGGCGUCGGAUUCUCCUACUACGAGGACGCGACGAGGUUCAACAACACCGACGAUACGACCGCUCUCGACAACGCCUGGGCCAUCAAAGAUUUCUUCGACGGCGUCUUCCCCCAAUACAGAAAGAACGAGUUCUUCGUGUCCGGGGAGAGCUACGCCGGAGUGUACGGCCCGACAUUGACCAGGAAUCUGAUCGCGCUCAUCAGCAGCGGGAACUUGGAGUUGAACUUAAAGGGAAUGGCCAUUGGAAACGGCAUCCUCAGCGAGUACCUCCAAGACAGCUCCCAAGUUCCGUUGCAGUACGGUCACGGAUUUACCGGCUUUGAUGACUGGAAAGCCGUGCAACAAAUGUGCUGCGUCGACACCGGAAACCCGUUCCAAUGCGACUACGACCAGUACUCUGAUCGAUCUCCCUGUGGACGUGUCGUCGAUCGUGUGAUCAACAACUUCUAUGAAAACAUCUACGACCCAUACAGCAUCUACAUGGACUGCUACACCGACAAGGCGGAUCAGAUGAAGCAGCUGGCGUUGGAUAGGAGACAGGAGGCUCGUCGUUAUAGGAGAGGACAGUCUUCCGACAAAGCCCACCAACUACUGACCAACCAGAUCAAGGCCGCUCAACCGUAUCAAGACAACAACAAUAAAUCCAACUUCGGUUCGACUGAUAGUAACAAUGGCUUGAGCUGCUUUGCUGACGGAGGAACUUGGGGCUACCUCAACCGCCCGGAGGUCAUCCAAGCCCUCCACGCCAAGCUCUACUGGCCCAACGAAACCUGGAGCGAUUGUCGCGAUCGAAGCUCAUUCUGGAGCUACCACGCCCUGGAGGCGUAUUACGAUAUGUCGCAGGUUUUCCGGGAUAUCCUUUCAUCGAAGUGGUACGACACGAACAACAUGAGAAUGCUGAUCUACAACGGAGACGUCGACACGAUUUGCCAAUUCCUGGGCGACCAGUGGUUCAUCGAAAAUCUGGUGGUCGAUCGUGGGCUUAAUGUGACACUACCCCGCACCGAAUGGUGGUACAAGCAGACCCCGACUGUCCUUCCCCAAGUCGUCGGCUACAUCAAGAAGUGCGGACAAAUAAUGUCGUGCAGCUUACUG